AAAAAAAAAAUAAAAAAUUGACAUUUCAAGUCAAGCAUUUUAUUGAUAUUUACAAACAAUAAUAAAAAUAUUUAUAUAUAAACAAAAGUUGUGUUAGAAUACUUGUGUAAUAAUAUUUAAUAUAAAAUAGUUCAAGUUAAUUAAUAAUCAUUGAAAAAUACAUAGAAAAAAAAAAAAAUAUGUAAAUGUAUUUUUAACCUCAAAUUAAUAUCAAGAUUUAAUAAUAAUAAAUUAAUUGUUGAAUAAAAAUAGUUAUAAACAAUGCUUCAAGCUCUUCGUGAAAGAUCUCAAAAGAGAAAAAAAUUACUAGCUCAAACACUUGGUGUUUCUAGUGUUGAUGAAUUACGACAAAUACUAGGAACAGAUAUAGAUGAAAAUCAACGUAAAAAAACAAAAAAUUUAGAAAUUGAAGAUGAAAAAUUAAAAAAUCAAAAAAAUGAUGUUAUACCAGCCGAUGAAAUAGUCUACAAAGAUUCAUCAACAUUUUUAAAGGGUACACAAUCAUCAAAUCCACACAAUGAUUAUUGUCAACAUUUUAUUGAUACUGGACAAAGACCACAAAAUUUUAUUCGUGAUGUUGGUCUUGCUGAUAGAUUUGAAGAAUAUCCAAAAUUACGUGAAUUAAUAAAAUUAAAAGAUGAUUUAAUUGCUGAAACAGCAACACCACCAAUGUAUUUAAAAACAAAUUUAUCAAAAUAUAAUAUGAAAGAAUUAAAUUGUAAAUUUGAUGUUAUAUUAAUUGAACCACCAUUAGAAGAAUAUCAACGUACAUGUGGUGUUACAAAUGUUGCAUUAUGGAAUUGGGAAUCAAUAAUGGAAUUAGAUAUUGGUGAAAUUGCUGGUAAUCGUAGUUUUGUAUUUUUAUGGUGUGGUAGUAGUGAUGGAUUAGAUAUGGGACGUUAUUGUUUACGUAAAUGGGGUUUUAGAAGAUGUGAAGAUAUUUGUUGGAUACGUACAAAUAUUAAUAAUCCAGGACACAGUAAAAAUUUAGAUAGUAAAGCUGUAUUACAACGUACUAAAGAACAUUGUUUAAUGGGUAUUAAAGGUACUGUUAGACGUUCAACUGAUGGUGAUUUUAUACAUGCUAAUGUUGAUAUUGAUUUAAUUAUAUCUGAAGAACAAGAAUAUGGAUCAAUUGAUAAACCAGUUGAAAUAUUUCAUAUUAUUGAACAUUUUUGUCUUGGAAGAAGAAGACUACAUCUUUUUGGACGUGAUAGUACAAUAAGACCAGGUUGGUUAACUGUUGGUCCAGAAUUAACAAAUACUAAUUUUAAUGCUGAUUUAUAUAGUAGUUAUUUUUCAACUGGUCAAAUAACAACUGGUUGUACUGAAAGAAUUGAAGCACUUAGACCAAAAUCACCACCACCAAAAGGUAAAGUACCUGGACGAGGUCGUGGUACUUUUAAUCGUGGUGGUAGAGGCAGAGGAAGCGGUGCUCGGACAUUUUUGAAUUACUGUACGAAUUGAUAAAUGAAAAAUUUUAUUUAACAACUAAACCAGAUUUUUUUUUUAUACUAGUUUAUAUAGUUUUUUAUAUUUUUUUUUUUUUUGAAAAUAAUAUAAAUAAGUUUUGAUGUAUUUUUUAAUUAAAAAUAAAAUUGCUCAUAUGUUUUUUUUUUAUGCGAAAUCAAGUCAUUUUAUUAUUUGUACUCUUUAGGUUAAGGUCUAAUUAUUUAUUAAUUUUUUAUUUUCAUUAAUCAAGUAAACAACAAAAAAUAAAAAUUUCUAAAAAAAAAAA
Aphidius gifuensis is the source of this 1738-nucleotide messenger RNA. It is a transcript of the gene Mettl14, whose product is annotated as N6-adenosine-methyltransferase non-catalytic subunit. NCBI's taxonomy places the organism in Eukaryota, Metazoa, Arthropoda, Insecta, Hymenoptera, Braconidae. Gene Ontology annotation, cellular component: nucleus; RNA N6-methyladenosine methyltransferase complex. The record is from RefSeq and is a predicted model, not a curated record. The coding region runs from base 262 to 1467 and encodes 401 amino acids. Gene Ontology annotation, molecular function: mRNA binding. The transcript has 5 exons.